CCGUUAGCCCAAAAGGGCAAAACCCUCAUUUCUACAUUCCCACCCCCUCAACCGAUACCUCUACUUGAAUUGGUCGUCCCCUAACCCUGUUUUUCUCCCCUCCACCCAAGCUCUCCUUCUCCGGCAUUGGCGACCGCUCUAGUGAGUUCACCUUGACCAGAAACCACUGGCCAUCUACAACGACCACCGGCGAUCAUCCAACCAUUUCAUUGUCACAUGCUUUUUCUCCGGGAUAAUCCGGGUAACAAGGAUGUGCCUGUGCAAGACGCUGAGGAUGUUAAGGACACCUUUAGGUACAUGAUGAAGAACAGAUUUCCCCACAGCGGCAAUUACCCAUCUAGUGAAGACAACUCAAGGGACAAGUUGGUGCAGUGGUCACAUCGUGCCACCGGCAUGGCCAUCACCCUAUGCAAUGCAGCCUGGGUGUUCUCGUGUGACAGGGAAUUCCGUGAUGCAGCAACGGAGGCAGGGGAAGUUGUAUGGAAGAAUGGGUUGGCGAGAAAAGUGGGGCUUUCCGACGGUGUUAGCGGCAAUGCGUAUGCCUUCCUUUCUGAUAUUUUAUUGACAUGCAUGAGCAUUUGAUUUAUGUGCCUCAAUUGCUAAUGCUCAUCUUUGUAUCUGGCCAGCCACUUGAGUAAUAAGCAUCCUUAUUUGAAUCCACUUUUCUGGUAAUGGAUGCUAUUGCCUCUGAUAAUUGACUUUUCCGGUAAAGGCACUGUUGCCGCCGGUUUCUCUGAUUUCUGAAAAACCAAAAUAUAAAAAAAAAAAGAAAAAAAUAAGAAAUGUGUGAAAAAGUUCAAAUACGAGAACUGGAGAGUACCUCCAAAUGAUCGCCGGUGCCGGAGAAGGAGAAGAGAACUCGGAUAACGGGAGAAGAA
Nelumbo nucifera (sacred lotus) is the source of this 878-nucleotide messenger RNA. Its product is annotated as lanC-like protein GCL1. The record is from RefSeq and is a predicted model, not a curated record. NCBI's taxonomy places the organism in Eukaryota, Viridiplantae, Streptophyta, Magnoliopsida, Proteales, Nelumbonaceae. Gene Ontology annotation, cellular component: plasma membrane. Gene Ontology annotation, biological process: carbohydrate metabolic process; peptide modification.